AUGUCCUUCUUGAGGAGAGCUGUUUCUGGGCACUCUUAUGGCCCCAAAACAUUUGGGAGAAUGGGAUUGCUGAAUGGUUCAAUUAUGCCUAUUCUCACAACACAACGACAAGUUCAUGCCUCUUCUGUCCUUAGAACGUAUGAGGAAGAGAAAGCUGUUUUGGAUGAAAUUGCCCCAAGACUCACUGAAAGGGAUCUAGAAACCUCGAGAAAGUUGCGUAACAUCGGUAUUUCUGCUCACAUCGACUCAGGUAAAACUACUUUCACGGAGCGCGUUCUUUUCUACACCGGGCGUAUCAAGGCUAUCCACGAAGUUAGAGGCCGUGACAACGUUGGAGCUAAGAUGGACUCUAUGGACCUUGAGAGAGAGAAGGGCAUUACAAUUCAGUCGGCUGCAACCUAUUGUUCUUGGGACAAGGACGGCCAGAAUUAUCAUUUUAACCUGAUUGACACACCAGGCCAUAUCGACUUCACUAUUGAGGUUGAACGUGCUUUAAGAGUUCUUGAUGGUGCAGUUUUGGUUGUUUGCGCCGUUUCAGGCGUUCAAUCCCAAACUGUUACAGUGGACCGUCAAAUGAGGAGAUAUAACGUGCCAAGAGUCACUUUUAUCAACAAAAUGGACCGCAUGGGAGCUAACCCCUUCAGAGCUAUCGAACAGAUCAACAAGAAACUCAAAACGCCCGCUGCUGCAAUUCAAGUCCCAAUCGGUGCCGAGUCAGAGCUGAAGGGUGUCGUCAACAUUAUUGACCGUGUUGCUCUUUACAACGAGGGCGCAAACGGCGAGCAAAUCGUAGAGGGCCCAGUUCCAAAUGAGCUUAAUGAGUUAGUGGAAGAGAGAAGAGCAAUGUUGAUUGAAACGCUUGCCGACGUGGACGACGAAAUUGCAGAGAUCUUCUUAGAAGAGCAGGAGCCUUCAACUGAACAAAUCAAGGCAGCUAUCCGUCGGGCUACGAUUGCCAGGAAAUUUACACCUGUUUUGAUGGGUUCUGCGCUGGCCAAUCGAAGCGUGCAGCCUGUUUUGGAUGCUAUCGUCGAUUAUCUACCCAACCCAUCAGAGAUUCUUAACACUGGCUUGGAUAUUGCAAACAACGAAGCUAAAGUUAACCUCGUUCCUUCGGUACAAGAGCCCUUUGUCGGCCUAGCUUUCAAGCUGGAAGAAGGCAAAUAUGGCCAACUAACCUAUAUUCGUGUUUACCAAGGCCGUUUGAGAAAGGGAGGCUAUAUUACUAACGUGAAGACCGGUAAGAAAAUUAAGGUGUCCCGUUUGGUGAGAAUGCAUUCUAACGAUAUGGAAGAUGUUGAUGAGGUCGGUUCAGGCGAAAUCUGCGCCACGUUUGGUAUUGAUUGCGCUUCCGGUGACACUUUCACGGAUGGAACUUUGCAGUACUCCAUGUCUUCCAUGUAUGUCCCAGAUGCCGUUAUCUCUCUCUCGAUCACUCCUACAUCUCGAGACUCUACCAACUUUUCCAAGGCUCUGAAUCGUUUUCAAAAAGAGGACCCCACCUUUAGAGUUAGAUUUGAUGCCGAAUCGAAGGAAACUGUUAUCUCCGGUAUGGGCGAGCUUCACUUAGAAAUCUACGUCGAAAGGAUGAGAAGAGAGUACAACGUUGAUUGUGUAACUGGUAAGCCACAGGUUUCCUACCGUGAGUCUAUCACUAUUCCUGCUGAGUUUGACUACACACACAAGAAACAGUCGGGUGGCGCAGGUCAAUAUGGACGUGUUAUGGGCUCAUUGAGUCCGUUAGAAGGGUCAAAUGGUAACAAAUUUGAGACAGCUAUAGUUGGAGGCCGCAUUCCUGACAAAUAUCUAGCAGCAUGUGGUAAGGGAUUCGAAGAAGCUUGCGAAAAAGGUCCUUUGAUUGGCCACAAGGUUUUAUCAACACAUAUGUUGAUCAACGAUGGUGCGAUUCACGCUGUUGAUUCCAACGAGUUGGCAUUCAAAACUGCAACAAUGGCAGCUUUCAAAGAAGCGUUUUUGGAAGCCAAGCCUGUUAUUCUGGAACCAGUUAUGAAUGUUUCUGUCACGGCACCUAACGAAUUCCAAGGUAAUGUCAUCAGUUUGCUAAACAAACUACAAGCUGUCAUUCAAGAUACCGAAAACGCACAAGAUGAGUUUACAAUCAACGCCGAAUGUUCUCUCAAUACUCUUUUCGGGUUUGCCACGUCGCUUAGAUCUUCGACGCAAGGCAAGGGCGAGUUCUCACUGGAAUUUAAGCACUACUCUCCAACGUCUCCUCAUCUACAAAGACAACUUAUUGCCGACUUUGAGAAGAAGCAGCAGCAGAAGAAGUAG
Molecule: messenger RNA, 2292 nt
Organism: Lachancea thermotolerans CBS 6340
Lineage: Eukaryota; Fungi; Ascomycota; Saccharomycetes; Saccharomycetales; Saccharomycetaceae
Gene: MEF1
Product: Mef1p
Exons: 1
Coding region: 1-2292 (763 amino acids)
Biological process (GO): mitochondrial translational elongation
Cellular component (GO): mitochondrion
Molecular function (GO): GTP binding; translation elongation factor activity; GTPase activity
Source: RefSeq, a predicted model, not a curated record